Kockovaella imperatae is the source of this 3101-nucleotide messenger RNA. RefSeq lists its product as hypothetical. Gene Ontology annotation, molecular function: ATP hydrolysis activity; ABC-type transporter activity; ATP binding. Gene Ontology annotation, biological process: intracellular iron ion homeostasis; transmembrane transport. Lineage: Eukaryota; Fungi; Basidiomycota; Tremellomycetes; Tremellales; Cuniculitremaceae. Gene Ontology annotation, cellular component: mitochondrial inner membrane. Bases 107 to 2653 code for a protein of 848 amino acids. The transcript is spliced from 9 exons. The record is from RefSeq and is a predicted model, not a curated record.
AUGGAACUCAAGAUCUUUUUUGGCAUUUCGAUCUGUACAUAGGGAGACUUGGGGGAGGAACCGUCAAGCUCGGUGUAGAAGCGCCUGUCUCCAGCCAUCCUGAUCUAUGACUCAUUCGAUCCGGAUGCGCUUUGCGCUCAGUCGAGCUGUACUUCCUGGUUCACCUAGCCCUUGUGUUCAUCCUCGGAUCUCGGUGGAAGCUACAACGGCGGCGGCAGCAGCAGCAGCAGCAGGACCAUCAAGAUGGGGAGCUGCAGCCAUAAGCAGGCGCAGGCAUUGUUCAGAGUCCGUCACCGAGGAUGUUAUACGAGCCACACGGUCAGACGGAGCUGCUCUGAACGAGCCCGUGGCCUCAAUCAGCUGGAAGCGCUUCGGGACUAGUAGCGCACGAUGUCGGCAAGACAGUGAUCCAGGUAUAGGCGCCUCGCACAAGGCACGGACCACGAAUACAAGCGGUAAUGCAGGCGCUGGAUCCUCGGCUCACGAUGCGGACGGUUCAGAGUCCACUAUAGCUGCGCCAAAUCGUCCAAGAACGCAGGAUGAACGUCUACCCAUUCCCGAACCAUCUCCUCCAUCCUCCCCCGCUUCUACCAGACUCACCACAUCGUCUCUGACAUCUGCUUCCCCUUCUCCUUCCUCCUUCGCCUCGUCCUCUUCCUCACCUCCCUCUUCCCCAUCGUCAUCAUCUUUGUCCUCCGCUCCACCUCCGCCGGGAAGUUCUCCAACUCCGACUCCAACUCCGACUCUCAAUCCCGACGCCGUAAGCGCUACCAAAUCUGAGAAAUCUCAAGCGGAAGCCGAUUGGAAGAUUAUCCUCAAACUCGCUGAGAACAUAUGGCCAAAGAACUCGCCAGGCACAAAGAUUCGUGUACUUGGUGCUCUCGGUCUUUUGAUCGGUGGGAAAGUCCUCAAUGUUCAAGUCCCAUUCUUCUUUAAACAGAUCGUGGAUAGUCUCAACGUCCCUAUCACUUCUGAGACUACUGUAUGGGUUCUUGCAGGAGCGUCCAUCGCCGGAUAUGGAGUCGCUAGGGUCUUCACCACUCUCUUCGGAGAGCUUCGGAAUGCGCUCUUCGCUUCCAUCUCCCAAGGCGCCAUUCGAAAAGUCGCUCGAGAGACAUUCGAACAUUUGUUGAGCAUGGACAUGAAGUUUCAUCUUGAGCGUCAGACGGGAGGUCUGACCCGAGCCAUUGACAGAGGCACAAAGGGAAUCUCCUUCAUUCUCUCGUCCGUUGUCUUUCAUGUCAUUCCUACUGCAUUGGAAAUCACGAUGGUCUGUGCCAUCCUGUCUUGGAAGUUCGGUUGGGACUUUGCCGCGGUCACUGCUGGUACCAUGGCAUUAUAUACAUGGUUCACCGUGCAGACGACUGCGUGGCGUACAAAGUUCCGAAAGCAAGCCAACGCAGCGGAUAACAAGGGUGCCACUGUCUCUGUCGACUCUUUGAUCAAUUACGAGGCGGUCAAGGCCUUCAAUAAUGAAGCAUACGAGGUCAAGCAGUACGACGCGACAUUAAAGACAUACGAAAAGGCUUCCGUCAAGAUCGCCACGAGUUUAGCGAUGCUCAAUUCGGGUCAAAAUUUCAUUUUCUCGAGUGCUCUGACAAUGAUGAUGUUGCUUGCAGCUCAAGGCGUGGUCAAGGGCACAAUGACCGUUGGUGACCUCGUCAUGGUCAAUCAGCUGGUAUUCCAACUGUCCUUACCUCUCAACUUUUUGGGCACAGUGUAUCGAGAAUUGAGGCAGAGUUUGAUCGAUAUGGAGGUCAUGUUCAACUUGCAAUCUGUGUCAGCGACGAUCAAGGACAAACCCACGACCAAACCUCUCUCACUCAAAGGAGGCGAGAUCAAGUUUGAAAAUGUUUCGUUUGGCUACCAUCCCUCUCGACCCAUUUUCAAAGAUGUCUCUUUUACCAUCCCAGCAGGACGGAAAGUCGCUAUAGUCGGUCCCUCUGGCUGUGGCAAAAGUACGGUAUUCCGACUCUUAUUCCGAUUUUACGACUAUCAAUCUGGACGGAUACUGGUCGACGGACAGGAUAUUAAAGACGUCACGCUCGAUUCGUUACGCAAAGCCAUCGGUGUAGUACCUCAAGACACGCCUCUUUUCCACGCCGACAUACUCCACAAUAUCCGAUAUGGCAAUCUGGACGCGACGGAUGAGCAAGUGUACGAAGCUGCCAGACGAGCACAAGUAGAUGAGACGAUUGCAAAGCUUCCAGACAAGUAUCAGACUCAAGUCGGCGAACGAGGUCUGAUGAUUUCAGGCGGGGAGAAACAACGACUCGCCAUGGCUAGAUUGCUGCUCAAAGAUCCUCCCAUCUUGUUUUUUGACGAAGCGACCAGUGCGCUGGACGUGUAUACCGAAACGGAAUUGAUGAGGAAUAUCAAUGAAGUGCUAUUGGGAGGAGGCAAGACGUCUGUAUUUAUAGCCCACCGGUUGAGAACCAUCUCCGAUGCCGACCUCAUCAUCGUCCUUCAAGACGGUCAUGUGGCUGAACAAGGUUCUCACGAUCAGUUGAUGCACAUCCAGGGCGGAGUGUAUCGACGGCUAUGGGAAGCUCAAUUGACGGAGAGUACGAGUGUGAACGAGGACGAAGGAGAGGUGGAGCAAGAAGUAGUGGUCGUCAAGGGGACUCAAGAUGGAAAGGAGGGUGGGCGAUAAGCGUGUUUCCAGGGGGCAAGGACCUAUAAUUACAGGAAUGACUCUAGGCGAGGGUCAGGGACUCCCAGACAUUUGGGUCGAAAGGCAUGGGAUGCCUUUUUCGGAUUAAUGGGACCAUCUAAUUCUCAUCCAAAGGUGGCAUCGGGAUAGACGCAUAGACACGUAUUCUUGCAUCGCUUGCUCACAUCUCGACUGAUUGCGCCUCCCAUCAGCACCUCGUUCAACAUUUUGUGAUCAGGGAGGGGUGAAAGCCGAAUGUGGCACUGCGUACUGUACUGUAAUUUGUUGGAUCUAGACUGUACUUUAUCAAGAAAUCUGGAUCGUGUCAACCUUGACUCGUAUUCGAGCUGAGACAUGGAUCAUAGGGCACAUCCUCAACGGUGCCAGCGGACGACUUCUUAGACUGACACAAUUGAAUGGAGCCGGACUUAUUAGUUCAAAACGCGAG